Molecule: messenger RNA, 939 nt
Organism: Topomyia yanbarensis
Lineage: Eukaryota; Metazoa; Arthropoda; Insecta; Diptera; Culicidae
Exons: 2
Coding region: 1-939 (312 amino acids)
Biological process (GO): DNA integration
Molecular function (GO): nucleic acid binding
Source: RefSeq, a predicted model, not a curated record
AUGACAUCUCUUCCCGAUAAACCCAAUCCUAUGUCUCGACGACUCCCCACGCAACCAUGGCAAGAUGUUGCAAUAGACUUCAAAGAAGGCCUUCCCGGAGACAUGUCAUUGCUUGUCGUUGUUUGCUAUACCUCACGUUUUAUUCAAGCCGAACCAAUGAAACCGGCCACCACACAACGGGUUAUCGGAGUGCUUUUGAAAACGUUUAGCUUAUUUGGAAUUCCAAGGUCAAUCACCGCUGAUAAUGGCCCGCAAUUCAAGGCCCAUGAAUUUAAAAAUUUUUGCUUCAGCUACGGAAUACAUCUUAAUCUUUCUACCCCAUAUUGGCCCGAACAAAAUGGCGCCGUAGAAAGGCAGAUGCGCAACAUAGGGAAAAGGGUGAAAAUCAGCUCCAUUCAAGGAACUGAUUGGAAAACUGAUUUGAGCGAAUAUUUAAUACUAUAUCACUCCACUCCACAAGAGACAACCGGAUUGUCUCCGUAUAAAAUGAUGUUUGGGAGGGAAAUAUACAACGGCAUACCGUCCAUACAUCAACCUCCUUCACUGUCAUUGGAAGCAGCUAAGGCUAAGGACAUGGAAUUAAAGGAAUAUCACAAGCAAAUAGCAGACACUAAACGCAACGCUACGCAUCACAAUUUGGACAGGGGUGAUACGGUACUACAGCGGAAUCUGAAAAAAGGUGCAUUGCAGCCGAAUUUCACAGCAGAAGAGUUCGAAGUGGUUGAUGUCAACGGAGGAGCAGUUCAGAUCAAAUCCAACGAGACAGAGGAGAGCAAAGAGGAAUACACUGAGAGGGAAACAUUAAAACCGAAACUAAAUACGAUGGAUGAAACAAAUGAGAAUGAGUUCGAGAGACUGGAGGGACCUUCAGCAUACAACCGAGCGACGCUGGAGAGACGACGAAAGAUACCAGCUAAGUACGAAGACUUUGUGCUGUAA